AUGAGGGAGGGGUCAGCAGAGCACCUGGACGAUUCUAGGAAGGAGGCAGAGCAGAGGAAAGGGGUGCAGGUGGCCCUGUCCUUCACGGGGAGGAGGCGGAGUACAGACCUCCUAUCCUCUGGCUCGCUCAAGCAGCUCGCCUCCCACCCCCGACCAGCUACGGUGCAGAUUGUGUUUCUGAAGUCCUGGGCGGUGCCCCGGGGUCCUCUCCUGCAAAAGGAGGGCCUCGCGCUGGCGGGCGCCGUUCUGCCACGUCCCCAUUUGGCAGCCCCCCCACCCGCCCCCGAGGGCUCGCGGGCAGAGUCGGCCCGCGGGGCUGGUGGGGGGCGGGCGGGCGGGUCCACGGGCGCCGUGCGCUGCGAGCGGCGGCCGCUGGGGGCGCUGCGGGGGCUGCACUUAAAGCCCGGGAGCGGCCUCCCGGUUGCUCCGGCCCGGCGCCCGGUGCAUGCGACCCCCGCGGACGCCCGGUCCCGGCGCCGGAGCCUCGACUCGCUUCUGAGCGCGGCGCCGGGCGCGCGGGCGGCGGAGCCCCGGGGCGGCAUGGGGAAGUGUCACUCCAAGCACUGUGAGACGCGGGCGCGGCGGGCGGCGGGCGGGCGCGGCCACUCACUCUCCCCCGCCUCCCCCCCGCGCUCCGGCCGCGCCGCGGCCGCCGCAGCCCCCCAGCGGAGAGAGAGCCCCGAAGGGGACAGCUUCGUGGUGUCCGCGUUCGCGAGUGGCCGCAAAGGCACGGAGGACGCAGAGCGCAACACCGGCAGCAAGCAGGAGCCGCCUGGCGGGGACCUGAAGGAGGGGCCUUUCUGGGAGGACCAGUGUCCCCUCGAGGUGGCGCUCCCCCCGGAGAAGGCGGAGGGCCGUGAGGGCACAGGACCGAUCUCCAGUGUGGUCGAUGGAGAGAGAGCAGCAAGCCGGGAGGGCCCACGAGGGCCGGGCAAGAAGCACCUCAAUAUCGAUGCGCUGCAGUGUGACGUCUCCAUGGAGGGGGACAGCCACCAGGAGUGGACGUUCACGCUCUACGGCUUCGACCACAGCGGCAAGGCCACCAGGGAGGACAUGUCCAGCCUGGUGCACACCAUCUACGAGGCCGUCGAUGCCUCCGUGAGCCACUCGUCUGGCAGCAGCAGGACCCUCCGCGUGAAGCUGACCGUCAGCCCCGAGUCUCCCAGCAAGAGGAAGGAGAGUCCCCCCACAGGCCAGGACCGGGAGCCCACUCGCUGCAGGACGGAGGCCGAGCUCACUGGGGACCCCGGGGGGGCCGACAAGAGGCCGUCCGCACACGCCAGCGCAUGCAGGAGGCCUGGUGCCGCCCCCCACCCCUGCUGCGAGCGCGGCCCGUACUGCGUGGACGAGAACACCGAGCGGAGAAAUCAUUACCUGGACCUGGCUGGGAUCGAGAACUACACAUCUAAGUUCGGAGCUGGGGCCCCAUCGGCACAGGCUAAGCAGGAGCACCCGGGCAAGGCCGUGCACCCCCAAAGCAGGUCCCGCUCCCAGGAGGCGGACACACACACUGCCCUCCAGCGCAGGUCCCAGGUGCUGGCCGACCACCCACUGCCGGCCACAGAGCCCACCGUCAGGGCCCUGGACGUGCAGCCCCGGUUGAAGGGGCAGGAGAAGCAGCUUCUCAAGUCCCCCAGGGGCUCAGGGCGGCCACCUGGGGCACCAGGCGCCUGCAAGCCCGGGAGAGCCUUCGGCUACGCCCCGCCGGCUGCCCCACCCCAGGCCUCCCAGGACAGCCACCGCCUCCCACAGCCCCCACCACAGCCCUAUGGCCACAGGCGGUCCCGGCAAAAGAGCAGGGAAGUCCACUCGCCGCUCAAGGUGGCGCUCGGCCAGCCUGUGGCACUGGAGCACCAGGUGGUGCGGGACUUGCCGCCAGUGCUGGUGGGGGAGGCCUAUGCAGUGCCCGUGGUCCAGCGCCACGAGCACCACCACCGCCACGAGCACCACCACCACCACCACCACCACCACGCAUCCUAGCGCGUGGCUGGGCGGGGCCGCCAUGGAGGUGCGCCACGGAGGUGCGCCACGGAGGUGCGCCCCUCUGGGCUCCACACAGACGCCAGGCCCACGUGGACAUGUGGGAUGUCACUGGCGGCUCAGUUAGGAAGCUCUUUCAUGUCACCCUUAAAACCAAGUGCGGAAAAAUACACGAGCAUCUGCUCGGAUUCCAAACGAGGCCCCGUGGUGCUGGGGGCUCCGCUCGGGCACGCCGCAUGCUCGGGGCGCACAGGGUGGCGAGGGCUCCCUGUUGGGCGGCCCUUCCUGUAAUUUGGUCAUUAUGAAGUCAGAAGGGGUGGGGUCGGGGCAGCCUGUGUUCAGGGUGCAUGCGGCCCCCAUGCGCUGAUGGACAGAGGGCGGGCGGCCUUGCGGGACACAGAGCCAUCGGGAACCGUGGCGGGAGACAGUGGGGCAGGGUCGAGGCCCACGGGAGGUGGACUGCGUCAUCAGUGGACAGCAUCUUCAGCAUCUUCCCAGCGUCAUCUGUGGACAGAGACGUGGACAACAGGCAGGCUUCUCAUGCUUGGUGGACACACACACGCAAACAUCCAAACACUCGGGCACAGCCUCCGUGAAGCUCCCCUUUGGGAAAGCGGAAUUCCCUCUGGGACAUCAAGAGAGGGGCUGCAGACAAGCAGGAAGGCCCGGGGGUGCGGGCAGCGGGAGGCAGGACGCUCUAGAAGAGCAAGCUGACCUGCCAGCAACUUGAGGUCUGUGCCGGCGGUUCCACAUUGUCUUCUGGGCGCCAUGGUUGAGAAAGCCCCGGUGGUUGAGGCAUGAGCAAGCCACCCGCCCCGGCUCAAU
Molecule: messenger RNA, 2805 nt
Organism: Zalophus californianus (California sea lion)
Lineage: Eukaryota; Metazoa; Chordata; Mammalia; Carnivora; Otariidae
Gene: NKD2
Product: NKD inhibitor of WNT signaling pathway 2
Exons: 12
Coding region: 1-1980 (659 amino acids)
Biological process (GO): negative regulation of Wnt signaling pathway
Cellular component (GO): cytoplasm
Source: RefSeq, a predicted model, not a curated record